UCUUUCUCAUUGGAUGGCGGCACGGCUCGGUCAGACAGGAGGGGGUGGGGGUUUGGCUUUUCUUCUCCCUAAAGACAGUAUUAAAGCAUCAUUCCUGCAUCACUGUGGAGGAGACAGAGAGACGCACGUCUUCAUCUGCUGAGUGCAGGAGGAGAGCGGACGGGCUGCGAGAUGUACGGCAGGCAGAUGGAGUCUGCCGCUGGAAUCGAGGAGCUGACGGAUGAGGAGAAGGAAAUUAUCAACAGUGUGCUGGCGAGAGCCAAGAUGAUGGAAGCCAUGGAGCAAGAGAGGAUUGGACGUCUGGUAAAUCACCUGGACAGCAUGAAGCAGACGGCCUGCGGUGAUGGCUACUCACGUUGUUUACUCUGCGGACAACAGUUCGGCCUGGCGGGCGUCAGCGCGGUUGUGUGCGCCGAGUGUAAAAAGAACAUGUGCACUAAGUGUGGCGUUCAAAGCGUCAGUCAUUCCAGUCCAAUAUGGCUGUGCAAAAUCUGCAGUGAGCACAAAGAGAUGCUGAAGCGGUCUGGUGCCUGGUUUUUCAAAGGUUUACCACAACAGAGUUUACCCGCUCCUUUACCGAUCUCUAAUAAUAGAGAGCUCAGAACCUCCAGCGCUCCAACUUCUACAAAUACAUCAACCGAUCGAGAGACUUCAGUAUCGUCACGGCCAAAAAACGGAGAGAGCAUGCAGGUCACCGGCAGAGAGCAGCAGAUAUCUGCAGAAACGAUGCCCCCUAAACAGGACGAAUAUUAUGUCAUAUCCCAAAGAGCCCUAGAAGAAGACAGAGGUAGACAGUAUAUGACCAGGAGCACAGUUCAGUCCAGACAAACUUACUCACCUGUGGUGAAGAGAGAAGAACCGGCAAUGAGCUCCAAACCUCCAGCGUCGACCCUUUCCAUGACUCCCAUACAAAAAGAUCCUAUGAGUCGAUCGGAGGCCAGGGCACCACCUGCUAUGCAGAACGUCACACGUUUGCCAGCUGCCAACAGCGUUCCCGCUUCACGCCAGCCACCACCCCCCACCGCAGAGGAUGAAGAGGACGCCAACAGCUAUGACUCUGACGAUGCCACCACUCUAGGCAUGUUGGAGUUCAGUCUGCUCUACGAGGAGGAGAAAAAUGAACUGCACUGCAAUAUAAUCAAAGCAAAGGGUCUCAAGCCCAUGGACUCCAAUGGUCUGGCUGAUCCUUAUGUGAAACUGCACUUGCUUCCAGGAGCCAGUAAGUCUAACAAGCUAAGAACAAAGACGAUUCGUACCACGUUGAACCCUGUGUGGAACGAGACUCUUGUUUAUCAUGGCAUCACUAAUGAAGACAUGCAGAAAAAGACUCUCAGGCUUUCGGUCAGUGAUGAGGACAAGUUCGGCCAUAAUGAGUUUAUCGGAGAGACGCGGGUGGUCUUGAAAAAACUGAAGCUGAACCAGAAGAAGACCUACAAUGUGUGUCUUGAGAGAGUGAUUCCGGUGAGAUGUACUGCUGGCGCAGGUGCAUCUCGUGGCAUGGCGCUCUAUGAGGAGGAGUUGAAGGACGACGAAGAGGGAGAGGAGAGGGGACGUAUCCUGAUUUCUCUCACCUACAACAGCCAGCAGAGUCAUCUGAUUGUGGGUGUAGUUCGAUGUGCUCAUCUGGCAGCAAUGGACUCGAAUGGCUAUUCGGACCCCUUUGUAAAGAUUCACUUGAAGCCUGACAUGGGAAAGAAAGCAAAGUAUAAAACUCAGAUCAAGAAGAAGACACUUAACCCUGAGUUUAAUGAGGAGUUCAGCUAUGAAGUCAAGCUUGCUGAACUGGCAAAGAAGACUUUGGACAUCUCUGUCUGGGAUUAUGACAUGGGAAAAUCUAAUGAUUUCAUAGGUGGCUGCCAGCUUGGUAUCACCGCUAAGGGCGAAUGUCUGAAGCACUGGUAUGAAUGUCUGAAGAACAAGGACAAGAAGAUUGAACGCUGGCAUGUUCUGUUGAAUCAAAACAACAUUGAGGCUGAUGACUGAGGUGUCGUAUCUCCACAGAUGACAGUAUAUGGUUCCAUCUUCCAAACGAAGUAAUCUCGCUUCCAAGCUCGAACCGCUGACAAUGUUUACUUUUCAUUCAGAAAAAAGCCUUUGUCUUUGCUUCUCCUGAAACUCUGUGAUGAGCUAUAGUAGUCCAACUGAGAAAAAACCCAGUUACUUUUUGUUCGUUUUUUUGGUGGGAAAAAGACAGUGUGUGAUAUUUUUUUUCACUCAGUAAAUGCCUUAAAGAACAAAACCUCAUGAAUACAGAUGUGACGCAAAUAUGUUAGUCAUGAAACCCCACAACCAAAUCCAUUCAAGGACACUAAGAAAAAAUGGACUAGUUCUUUAAGUAAAAUAGCAUGUGAAAUGCUAUUGUAAACACUAUUGUUUGGCAUUAGAAAUAUACGCUGUCCUUGCAUAUGUCUUUUAUUGAUUUAUGUUUAUGUUUCAAUCAGUAUGUCACAGUUGAGAAAGACUGUGUAAAACAAAUUGUGACUAUACAGUUUAGAAAAGUAUUAGAGCUGUAUCCAGUAAAUGACAGGUUAUACAAGUUCAAUAUUUCAUAUGGAAAUGUCCUGUUGUUAUGUGCAUGGAAUGCAUGGAUGUGUUCCCUAAUUAUAUGUUAUUAUCAUUGUGUUGAUUGAAUUUAUUUCUGUAACAUGUUUACAUUUAUGAAAAUGGUGUUGUUAACUCACAGUACCCAAUAAAGUGUUCUCAGCUAUUGCCUAUGAA
This is a messenger RNA of Cyprinus carpio (common carp), 2718 nucleotides long. RefSeq names its product rabphilin-3A-like. NCBI's taxonomy places the organism in Eukaryota, Metazoa, Chordata, Actinopteri, Cypriniformes, Cyprinidae. Gene Ontology annotation, biological process: intracellular protein transport. Gene Ontology annotation, molecular function: small GTPase binding. Gene Ontology annotation, cellular component: membrane. The record is from RefSeq and is a predicted model, not a curated record.